UACACAGCAAAAUAGUUUUUGGACUUCUAGUCAGUGAAUUGAGGCUUGAUAGUCAAAGUAUAGAAAUGUAUCUACAUGGUUUUGAAAUGAGCUCUACUAAUCCUUCAUUCAAGACAUCCUGGGUGGAAAUCAUUGAAAGUGCAAUAGUGUGCAUGACGCUAGGAGGAUAAAAGCUCCACCCCGUUACUAUGUGACUGUGAAGUGGCUGUCUCCUUCCCUUUUUUUUUUAUCUGUCUUGAGUCAACAAAAAGGGCAUCACGAUAAGGCCGGCACGUUGACGAGAUGUGCAAAACAGCCAUUGAUUUAUAAAAGCGUAAAGCCUAAUGGAUGUGAAACACAGAGAGCUUACUCUGUUCUGGACACCAGGACGCUUCUAGAGGACGUAUUCCACACACCUCAGUCUGAGCAUCCCUCUCAAAGCUUGAAAAGGUAAAAUGACGUCAUCAGUCCUCAUCUCAAACCGCACACAGGAGUUCGUGGAGUGUCUGCGCAGGUGGCACCUUGAGUUAUUUUUCAUCCCCACAACAGUCGUCACUCUGGCCACCUUGCUGGCCAACCCUGUUCUCCUGGCGUGCAUCUUUCUGUCCCGUGCCCUGCGUCAGGAGACACGCUACCUGCUGGUGGCCAACACUCUCACGGCCGACAUGCUCUUCCUCGUGCUUAACCUUUCCACAGUGAUUUGUAACGCUGUGAGGGCCCAGAUUCCGUGGCUGCUCUGUGAGGUCAUCACAGCAUUCACCGUCACCGCCUACUGCUGCGCCAUCCUUACCGUCACGUUCAUGGUGGUCGACACCUUUGCUGCGGUUCGCUGGCCUCUCCAUUACCAUGACAUUCUCCCACCUGCACGCACCCACCGCAUUCUGGUGGGGUUGUGGGUGGUAGCAGCCAUUUAUCCUUUCACCCUGGUGAUACUGAUGGUGGAUGAAAGAGGAAAUCCACAUGGCGAUGUGUCUGUGUGUCUGGCCGUCAUCUCCCUUGGCUUCAUUCUGAUCAAGGACACAAUGUGGAUCCACAUCUACUUCUUUGUAGCUGCUUUUCUCUGCACCGUACUCAUUUUGUACUGCUACAUCCGACUCUACAUGGUCACAAGGACUCAGGGAAUCUGGCAUAGUCGAUUCUCCAGGGCCCGGGUCACGCUCCUUGCUCAUGGACUUCUUCUUCUGCUGUACUUUGCCCCUGGCUUUGUUUUCACCAUGGAGCUCCUCCUCGUCCACAGGGAAGAUAUAAGUCAAGAUGUUCGUGUUUGGGUCAACACAGUCAAUAUGUGUGUGUUCAUGCUGCUGCCCAGAGCGUUUGCUCCGUACCUAUACGGGCUGAGGUACAGGGAGAUCUCUGACACUCUGAUGCAACUGCUGCAGCAGCACAGGAGACUCAGCCAGGUCACAGUUUCAUCAAGACACUAGUGAAUUCUCCAUUAUCCCUAUUUAUUUAAUUUUUCCAACUGAAGAUGGAUGGAAGAUAGCCCAUAAGAUCAUGUUUCAGAACACAACACUAGGCUGAUUCUGAUUAUUUUGUAGAAGCCAAGGGGGGCGUGACAAUCACUCUUCCAAUUUCAGCCCUGUAAGGUUUAGAAUUUAAAUAUGUUUAAGGUUGCACGCUUUUAAUACUGGAAGAGAAUAAGGUUGUUUAUUUUAAGGAAGUUAAACAUUUUAUCUAGUUUUGACUCUCCUCAGUCUGCUAAUGAUAAUUAAACUGGGUUUAAACUUUGAUAAAAUAAGCAUGUCUUUACUUGAGAACAGACAUAACUGAAAAGUGGGCUUAAUGGUUUCUUGUAAAUUAUAAUUCAUGAUGACAAACGACAAAACAUUAGCUCUGUAAGGAUGCAUCAGUAGCUUCAAAACAAUAUUUUUUUAAGUCCUUUGUUUUUCAUAUCCACAUUUGUAAUGGAUUACUAAAGGGCUAUGUUGAGGUUUGUUAAAAAGUCUGAUAUGGGAUUUUAAAAAGAGCUAUGAGCUGCAUAUCAAAAAAGUCCGGUCUGCACAAGGCAAGCUUGCAAUUCAAGAAGUGAAUCUGUUUUGUGUAAUGUGUAAUCAUAGAACACUCAUUUCUCAUCAGCUCACUUAACUCCCUAAAUUCCCAAAAACAACACUGAGUACAAACCUCUGUUUCCUCACCCAUAUGAUGUUUGCUUCAUCUCCUCUACUACUUUUUCGUUCUUGUUUGAGAUAAUGUGUAUCAUGUCUACAGUGAAAAGUAGAUUUGUAAUUCAACGCAAUCGGCAACUGGAGUGUCUGCUCUUGUGUGUUUUCAAAAGAACUCCAUUAUCGUAGUUGGUGCUGAGCAUGAUUCAUAGAUUAGUGUGUGAUGUAUUCAUGGGUCAAUCCAAAGGAGAUCAUUUUGGGCUCUUUUACUACUUUUCUGUUAUGUCUCUGUGUUGAGGCCUCUUUAGAAAAUGUUUCCUUGUAAAUAAAUUGCACAACCCAAA
Messenger RNA from Labrus bergylta (ballan wrasse), 2425 nucleotides. Its product is annotated as probable G-protein coupled receptor 148. Gene Ontology annotation, molecular function: G protein-coupled receptor activity; olfactory receptor activity; odorant binding. NCBI's taxonomy places the organism in Eukaryota, Metazoa, Chordata, Actinopteri, Labriformes, Labridae. Gene Ontology annotation, biological process: detection of chemical stimulus involved in sensory perception of smell; G protein-coupled receptor signaling pathway. Gene Ontology annotation, cellular component: membrane. The record is from RefSeq and is a predicted model, not a curated record.